Scophthalmus maximus (turbot) is the source of this 1446-nucleotide messenger RNA. RefSeq names its product solute carrier family 22 member 13a (gene slc22a13a). Gene Ontology annotation, molecular function: transmembrane transporter activity. Gene Ontology annotation, biological process: transmembrane transport. NCBI's taxonomy places the organism in Eukaryota, Metazoa, Chordata, Actinopteri, Pleuronectiformes, Scophthalmidae. Gene Ontology annotation, cellular component: membrane. The record is from RefSeq and is a predicted model, not a curated record.
AUGGUGGAUUUUGGAGAAAUCCUGACAAACAUCGGAGACUUUGGCUUCUUCCAGCAGGUGGUCGUUCUCGGCUUAACCUUCCAAUGUUGCUUGCUACAAGCUUUCUAUUGUAGUUUUCUUUUUAUCCAGUCCGAUCCAGAGCGACACUGUAACACAGACUGGAUCCUCAGAGCAGAUCUAAACUUGACCACAGAUGAGCAGCUGAACUUGACUCUGCCACGGGGCGAGGCCGCCUUCAGCAGGUGUCAGAUGUUUGUCCCUGUGGACUGGGGCAUUGACACCAUCAGGGAGUACGGACUCAACGAGACCACAGGGGGCCAACAUGGAUGGGUGUACUACAGCACUCUGUAUGAGGCCACAAUAGUCACUGAUUUUGAUCUAGUCUGUGAAAGGGCUAACAUGGCUGGAGCCGUGCAGACCGUUUUCAUGGGUGGUAAAUUUAUUGGUUCACUCAUCUUUGGACCUGCAGCUGAAUCGUUUGGCCGCAGGAGAACCACCCUGCUUCCAGUCGUCCUCCUGCUAAUAUUUGUUGCAGUAUCUGGUCUGUCUCCAAAUUUCUAUGGCUAUUUAGUGUCACAGUUCAUAGUCGGAUCUGCAUAUGGAGGAUACAAAAUUAAUGCUGUUGUACUAGCAACCGAGUGGAUGGGUAUCAACAAAAGGUCCCUUCCCUCCUGUUUGAGCCAGCUGUUUGGAGCUCUUGGACAGUGUGCCAUUGCUUGUCUGGUCUAUGGAAUUCGUGACUGGAGAACAGCGCAGUAUGUCUUGGCAGGAGCACAGGCCUUUGUGUUCAUUUACAUAUGGUGGAUUCCUGAAUCUGCCAGAUGGUUGUUGGGACAUGGAAGAAACUUCGAAGCUAAUGAACUGAUAUGUAAAGUUGCAGCAAUAAAUAAAAAGCACAUCCAAGAAAAUCUCCUCCUCAAGAUAACUGGCAAUCAAGAAGUUCAGAGUGGAGGAAUCAAAACACUUUUUUCGUCCACAGUUCUUUUGAAAUACUUCUUCAUUAUAUCUUUUACCUGGUUUUCAUUAAAUCUGGGCUACUACUGCCUCAUUCUGAAUGUGGGUAAUUUUGGCCUGAGCAUCUUCCUGGUGCAGUUCCUGUUUGGUAUCACUGAGGUUCCUGCACAUCUCCUCUGUAUCUUGGUGCUGAAGUUUGUGGGGAGAAGAAAAUCCCUGAUAUCAAUUCUCCUGACAGCAGGUUGUGUUUGCCUCUUCACCUUGGUUUUCGCUGAAGACAAUGCUGUUGUUGUCACAUCCCUUGUAACCACAGGGAAAUUAUUUUUGAACUGGGGUAGUUCAAUAUGUAUGAUCUACAUUCAAGAGUUGUUUCCUACUUCUGUCAGGCAAACAGCUGUUGGCUUGGGCUUCACAGUGUGUCGAGUUGCAGGGUUCCUGUCUCCGUCAGUUACAGGCCAACCAGGGGCAUCCAUCCUCAUUAACAUGGUGUAA